Suillus discolor is the source of this 930-nucleotide messenger RNA. RefSeq lists its product as uncharacterized. The transcript has 4 exons. Bases 27 to 725 code for a protein of 232 amino acids. NCBI's taxonomy places the organism in Eukaryota, Fungi, Basidiomycota, Agaricomycetes, Boletales, Suillaceae. The record is from RefSeq and is a predicted model, not a curated record.
AUGUGCACUGACUAGUCUCGUUGAACAUGUAUACUCCAAUAUCCUUCGCGCUCCUAGUAACGUCAUCCCUGUUCUGCCAGCUGGUUACCUCUCAAACCCAUGAAUCCACCGAGUUACAUCUAAUACACCGUGUUGUGCACCCUGACCUUCCUGUGACACCAUGGGCUGAGCUCGGAACUGUCACCGUCCCAUCCUUCAAAUCCAUUUCACCCACUGGCUCAGCUGCCUCAUUGUCACUGGCAGAGUCAUUACGAGAUGACCUUACAGAGUUCUCAGAGGCAGUCGAUCCUAAUAUGCAGGGUGCAAUGUACCACGUCGCAAUUGAGCGUCCAGAAUCGGAGGGGCCAGUAUCGAGUAUCAAAGCAUGUCUACUCCCUUCCUCCACAUCCGCAAAUGUAGUUAUCCAUUUCUCUGCGACGGGAGAACCAUUUGCGAUCGACUAUUCCGUUUCGCCUGUACCUCAAGAUGGAAUAUGCCCUGUGACGAACAUGGGGAGCUACCCGGCACAUAAUGCGAGUGUGGUACUCAAGUCACCACGGAUGGCGCCUCUACCUGAGUUGCGGAUCCCACCUCCGCUUACGCCUGAAGGCGAGCCAGUAGCACCCGUCCCUGAGAAAAGUUUCGUGCAGAAGUAUUGGAUAUAUAUGGUUGUUGUUCUCGGGGCAUUGCUGAUUUCUGGGCCUGCCGAGGACUCUCCUAGCGGGGAUGGGAAAGGAGGGAAGUAGAAUCACAUAACUUAUCAUGUUAACUUUCUGAAGAGGCUCUGCCACUGUAAGCCGGCGCAUGUCAACGCGAGGAAUUGGUUCUGCCCUGAUCGUGAAUGCGGUUACGACGAUGAUACAGAAAAAGUUGUUUUUGAUCAGCUGUGACAGUGCUCUUGAGCGGUCAAGUGGAAAAUAUAUAUCAUCGACUUGCUUAUCAAAGUAGCAG